Molecule: messenger RNA, 1617 nt
Organism: Danaus chrysippus (African queen)
Lineage: Eukaryota; Metazoa; Arthropoda; Insecta; Lepidoptera; Nymphalidae
Source: the annotation of a GenBank genome assembly
AUGUAUGUAGCUAUAGUUUUGUGUUCCAGACAAUUUGAAGUUAUGGGUUCACUAAGUCCCUUGGAUCCAUCAUCAUUUUCUAGACCAGAGCAAGCGAUUAUCAAGCAUGUGGACUUGUCGUAUGAUGUGGAUUUUGAUAAAAAAGUUCUAAAUGGUGUUGCUGUCCUUACCAUUGAGGUGUUAGAUUAUAUUGAGAAUGUGAUAUUAGAUACGAGUGAAUUAGAUAUAAAAUCUAUUGAACUCAAAGAUGGUUCAGCACUACAAUUCGUGUUAGGUGAUCCUGUGCCUAAUUAUGGUUCAAAGCUGACAAUAGAUUUACCACAAUCGGCCGCUCCGGAGCAACAGUUGCAAAUAAAAAUUAAGUUUAACACCUCUCCGAAUGCUACCGCCUUGCAAUGGUUGGAUGCUAAUCAGACAUCCGGAAAAAAGCAUCCAUACUUAUUCAGCCAAUGUCAGCCGAUCCACGCUCGUUCAAUCCUGCCCUGUCAAGACACGCCGGCCGUUAAAUUCACAUAUGAAGCUGAAAUAACAGCUCCUGAACCAUUCACAGUAUUAAUGAGCGCUAUCAGGUUGAAUGCUAAUGCCAAUAAAACAAGCUUCAGCCAACCAGUGCCAAUACCUUCCUAUUUAUUGGCAUUGGCCAUUGGCGUAUUGGAAUCUAGAAAGCUUGGACCAAGCUGGACGGGGAAUUUGGUCACCAACAGAAACUUUGAGCACUUCUGGCUUAAUGAAGGUUUCACUGUGUUUUUGGAAAGGAAAGUAGCGGCUUCACUCAUACCUGACCCGGAGGAAUCUAGGAAAAGUAGAGACUUCCAUAGCUUACUAGGCUUACAAGAGCUCAGUGAAACUAUAAACAGCAAUCUGGGAGCUGAGAAUCCUCUCACUAGACUGGUACCAGAUUUAGAUCAAACACAUCCCGAUGAUUCAUUCUCUAGGGUUCCGUACGAAAAGGGUUCGCUAUUCCUACGCUACCUCGAAGAUUUGGUCGGUGGUGCAGCUGUUUUUGAUGAGUUCAUGAGAUCUUACCUCAACCAUUUCCAAAGCAAGUCUCUGGACACAGAUCAGUUUAAGGCGUACCUCUUAAACUAUUUCAAAGGCAAUGAGAAACUUGGACAAGUGGAUUGGGACAGUUGGCUGUAUAAAAGUGGAAUGCCACCAGUUAUACCGGAGUAUGACACAUCUAUGACAAAGUCUGUUAAUGAUCUACUCGCUAAGAUUAAUAGUUCCAACACUACAUUUUCCUAUGAAGACAUCAAGUCAUUCACACCACACCAGAUAAUAAAUCUAUUACAAUCCUUGAUCGAUCAAGAACCACUACCAGUAGAGAAACUCCGUUAUCUAGGCAAAGAAUACAAAAUAAAUGAUAGCAAGAACACAGAGAUAAUAUAUCGAUGGCUGAGAUUGUGUAUCAGGAGUAAGGAUCAAGAUAAAGUGGAUGAUGCACUGGCUUUUGUAAACCAUCAAGGAAGGAUGAAGUACGUUCGUCCGAUUUACAGAGACCUCUACGCCUGGGAAGAUGUUAGGGAGCAAGCAAUAAAAAACUUCCUCGAAAAUGAACCUUCAAUGAUGCAUGUGUCAGCGUACACACUAAGAAAAGAUUUACAUCUCAGUGAAUAA